This is a messenger RNA of Heterostelium album PN500, 1827 nucleotides long. RefSeq names its product methylenetetrahydrofolate reductase. Gene Ontology annotation, biological process: tetrahydrofolate interconversion. Gene Ontology annotation, molecular function: methylenetetrahydrofolate reductase [NAD(P)H] activity; FAD binding. The transcript is spliced from 2 exons. Gene Ontology annotation, cellular component: cytosol. Bases 1 to 1827 code for a protein of 608 amino acids. Lineage: Eukaryota; Evosea; Eumycetozoa; Acytosteliales; Acytosteliaceae. The record is from RefSeq and is a predicted model, not a curated record.
AUGUAUAAAGAAAAAAAGAGAAUGAAAAUUAUCGACAAAAUUAAUGAAUACAAAUCAAAGAAUCAGAGAUUCUACUCGUUCGAAUACUUCCCACCAAAGACAAUGGAGGGUGUUCAGAAUCUCUACGAUCGUCUCGGUCGUAUGCUGCUGUUGGAGCCCUUGUUUGUCGAUAUCACAUGGGGUGCUGGUGGCUCCACCAGUCAGCUGACUCUCGAGAUUGCAGAGACCUCACAGAAUAUCUGUGGUCUCGAGACAAUGAUGCAUCUUACCUGCACCAACAUGAAGGUCGAGGAGAUCGACUUUGCCCUUGAGAAAGCCAAGGCGUCGGGUGUGCGUAACAUCUUGGCGCUGCGUGGUGACCCACCACGUGGUGAAGAGUGGAAGAAGAUCGAAGGUGGAUUCGGAUAUGCUUCGGAUCUCGUGCGUUACAUUCGUCAGAAGCACGGCGACCACUUUGGAAUUGCCGUCGCCGGUUACCCAGAGGGUCACUCUGACUGCACCUCGAAGGAGGACGACCUCCAGCACCUAAAGAACAAAAUCGAUGCCGGUGCCGAUCUUAUCAUCACCCAGUUGUUCUACGACGUCGACAUGUUCAAUGAUUUCGUUGGAAAGUGUCGCGCCAUCGGAAUCAACUGUCCAAUCAUCCCUGGUAUCAUGCCAAUCCACACAUACGCCGGAUUCAAGCGUAUGACUACACUCUCACAGACAGCGGUUCCUCCACAUAUCCUCGAGGCGCUCGAGCCCAUCAAGGACAACGAUGAAGAGGUCAAAAAGUAUGGUGUCAAACUCUGUGUUCAGAUGUGCGAGCGUCUCGUUGAGGCGGGUGUCGACGGUCUCCACUUUUACACUCUCAAUCUCGAGCGUAGCGUUCGUAAGGUUCUCAAAGGAUUGAACAUGGUUCGUCCCGACCAACUAGCUCGUUACCUCCCGUGGGCACAGUGCGCCAGUACCAACCGUCUCAAGGAGGAGGUUCGUCCGAUCUUCUGGCAGCAUCGUCCACGUUCCUACAUUUCGAGAACCGGAAGUUGGGACGAGUUUCCCAAUGGUCGUUGGGGUGACUACCGUUCGCCAGCGUUCGGUGACCUCUCUGACUACCAUCUCUCCAGUCUCCAAUUCAACAGCGCUCAGGCCGAGCAAAACAAAGACGACUUUGGCGCUGCGCCACUCUCCACCCAAGACGUCUACGACCGCUUCGCAGACUAUUGCGCCGGUCGCCUCAAGAAACUUCCAUGGAACGAUUUGCCACUGUCUUCCGAGUCCGACGAGAUCAAAGAACCAUUGGUCUUCCUCAAUAGCAACGGAUUUCUCACUAUCAACAGUCAGCCGGCAGUCAAUGGCGCCAGCUCCACCGACAAGAACUACGGUUGGGGUGGCAAGCAUGGAUUCGUCUACCAGAAGGCGUACGUCGAGUUCUUCACCUCGCCAGAGAACACCGCCAAGCUCAUCGAGUACUUUAAGAAGUGUCCUUCGAUCACCUACCACGCCGUCAACGUACGCGGUGAUUCACUGACCAACACCAAGGGCACCAACGCCGUCACCUGGGGUAUCUUCCCGGGCAAGGAAAUCAUCCAGCCAACCGUUGUCGACCACGCCAGUUUCGUAGUCUGGAAGGAUGAGGCAUUCGCCUUGUGGCAAUCGCGUUGGGCAUCGACCUACCCCGAAGGUUCGGAAUCUCGUCGCGUGUUGGAAUCAAUGAUCAACUCUUACUACCUCGUCAACGUAGUAGACAAUAACUUUGUCAACGGUAGCAUCUUCCAGCCAUUCAAAGAUCUAAUGAAUAAUUUAACUUCUCCAGUCAUUCAAUCGACUUCGCCAACUUCAAAUUAA